Fusarium graminearum PH-1 is the source of this 330-nucleotide messenger RNA. RefSeq lists its product as uncharacterized. Bases 1 to 330 code for a protein of 109 amino acids. The record is from RefSeq and is a predicted model, not a curated record. The transcript has a single exon. NCBI's taxonomy places the organism in Eukaryota, Fungi, Ascomycota, Sordariomycetes, Hypocreales, Nectriaceae.
AUGCCGUUGCGAGGAGCCCCCCAUGGCCGUCCGGAUGGCAUCUGGCGACAUGCCCUACUGAGUUCGCCGUGGUUCGAUUGUCCCAUCUUUGAUGUUGUGUUAUACAAACCUAUGGGGUGUGACGAUUUGGACAUGACGCCUUUCGACAAGAAAACGACACCAUGCACAUACAGGAACCCGUGUUAUGCGGAGCUGGAGCAGUUGUUUUUGCACUUAUGGUCGACCAAGGCCGUAAAGAUUCCUCUGAGACGGUUCCCGAACAACGACGCGGUUUUACCUCUGACGGCCAAGCAUUAUCGACAAAUGUACGGGGAUAAGGCGAUGGAGUGA